GCAUGUCCUGAGAUUGGAGUUGACGAGAUAGUUUUGGAGAUCAGAAAAGAUGCACUUGGUACUAUGAUCCAGAUUUGUUUCGGGACGGCUUUUAUUACUUUCAAACCAUUUGAGAAAUUCCAUUUGUCCAACAAUGGUUUAUUGACGUUAGAAACAUUUUCCGUUCGUGGUCAGGCUCUUUUUUCGGAUGUGGAUGUUCCAUGGGACGCAGGAACAUUAGAAUAUGCCUGGCUUGUCGAAAUUUGUAUUGAAAAACUGUUGGGUAGACUCUUUCCUUCACAGGUUUUUCUUCAAAUAGAUAAAAUAUUUUUUAUAAUGGAGUUCGUUUUUUCACUGCAGAUUGUCAUACUUCUUCAAUGCAUUGAAGCAUUGGCACUGUUAGCAGCUUGCUCUGAUGAUGAAUUGCUAUUACCGGAAAAGUUUGUUCUUUGCAUAUCUCUCUUAAGUUGGAACUCUAGAUAUAAUUUCUGCAUCCACAUGAAUGAUCUUCAUACGUGUUCUCGAGGUGCGUUAAAUUUAGUUGACCGAAAAGGGCAAGUGCAAAACUGUGAGUGUGAAGAAAAAUUAAAAUAUAAGUCGUUGCUAGUAAGUAUUGAACAGUUGGAUGUGGCUAUCAUGGAACAACACAGUGCGUGUGAAUUGCAGUUGUCUUCAUUCCGUAUGGCCUAUUGUAAUUUCCACAGUUUAUCGCUAUGCCCAAAUUUAUUGUUAAAACUACCUUCGGCUAAUUCUCAUUCAUUUAAAAUUUCACGGUGUCAUUUCAGUGAGAAGUCAUUCAUGUAUGAACCAAACAAGUCAGUUUUAUCCAAUAGCCUUAAAAGUGGUCGUAAUGUGCAACCUGCUAUUUGCCAGAGCAUUAUUUACGAUAACAAAUGGAUGAUUACAAUGAAAAAGUCGAAAACAAAUAAUAGCUUCGCAAUACAAAAAGAAUAUCAGUAUGAGGAAAUAUUAAGUGAAAAGAAAACAUAUUCUGAUGACUCUUUUCACUCUACAUUUUCAUCAAUUGAUAUCAAUGUAUGCCAACAUAUGGUCUGUCCAAUACUCGCAUCGCCAAUUCUACAUGAAAGCUAUGUAUCAUUUUUAAGCACAUAUGAAACUAAUGAUGAUUAUUGUUUACCAUCAGAACAUAAUGUUACAGAAGGAGUGAAGUCUAAUUUUUUUAGAAAGGUGACUUCUGGUAUCGAUGAGCUUAACUUAGCUGAGCAAGAUAUCAAAAAAAAGUCAGUUUUCCAAAGAAGUGAAAAUAUCAAAGUGCCGUUUGAUGAGGAUUCUCCAGAUGAAUUCACUAUGAUCUUUGUUACUCCGUUGUUCUUGGAAGCAGUACAACGAAUUGCAGAGCAGGUAUCUUUUACUUUUAUGUUCAUACAUCCUGCAUUUAUUGUUCAACAUCUUUACACGCUGUGCACUUUUCGACAUCAUUCGCAGCCGUUAGUGGAAGAUGGGCUAAGCAAGUUAUCAUGUCAUAAAUAUCUUUCGCAGAUAAAAUAUUUAGCUUACGAGAAAGGACAGGUUCGUUUGCAUUCGAAAGUGACCCUGCCUGAUAUAAACAUUACUUUCUUUCAAUGUGGAAUGAUUGAAAAAACCAUUCGAUCAUCAUCUCUAGAAGAUUCUGCAUCUCAUCUCGCUCGAAGCAGUGUUGUCGUGCUAAAUUUUCAGAAGAAUGAUUUGCUCAUUUCAAGUACUGACUUUGAUAAGAAAAAGAAUUUGCCAGAAAUAGGUUUGACUCUUAAAGGCCACGCCCAAUUCCUUCAGUUGGUAGAAUCUUGGAAAUUGGAUUUUGCGUAUAAUAAAUCUCUUUCUCCAAAAUAUCGAACGAACUGGAAUGAACUAUGUAGUCGCUUUAUGGGAUAUGAUCUCCGAGUUGUAGUAGAUGCAGACUUUCCUGGUCUAGUAUUUAAAAUAAACAGCGAUGAAGACCAAAGUGAGGUGAAAUCAGUUUCUUUGGGUGCUCUGAAUCAGUUAGCUAUAUCAGUUGAACCUAUUGAUGUUGCAGUUGGUCUUUGUAAACCAAUUGAGCAGACAACAAGUAAAGAGUGGCCUUUGUUUGAUGUUUUUGCACCUUGCUUUACCUCCUGGAUUUACGCUGUCGAUAGAUUGAGUAAAAGUUUGGCAAAAAAUGUGGCUGCUGUCAAUGAAAGGAUCGAUCUUAUACUUAUUAAAUUGCUAUCGGAGGUCUUGGAUCAUAGCAAUGGUCAGCUUUUUACAUUUGACAAAAGUUGCUUUGCUGAUGUUCAAGUAUAUAACAAGGCAUUAGGAUCCUGUCCAAGUUGUUUGUUAACUAUAAUUCUUUUACGCUAUGCUGUCCAAGAAGAUCUCAAUAAUUAUUGGCAGCAAGCUGAUCAUGUGGAAUCAAGGCGAUAUUUGGAUGGAAAACGCCGAAAACAAGCAUUGAUAGCUUUGCUUAGUCAUUGGCAAACAAUUAUCUGUUCUGAAGUUAAGAUUUCUAACGUUGAAAUGGCUCACAGAUUUGUUGAACAUACGUUAAAGAGUACCGGUAGUUCUCACGAAGUUCGUAUAACUGUCGAUUCUAAUCAGUUGAACAGUGCUGUUGAUAACAGUACUCGCCCAACUGCAGGAUCUCAUCAAAUGGAUCUAUAUCAUUGGAUAUUAGCUAAACAUCGAGAACACAAAGAAGCAUCAACACGAAGUAAAGUCGCUAAGAAAUUACUAGAUGAUGCACCGGUGAAUGCAAUGGAGAUUGAUUUAUCCGCUUUUUUCUGGAGCUUUUAUGAGGCACGUGGGCUUCAAUUUUCAAAAGCAAGUAUAUUAUUACCCACAGCUAAUAUUAAUUUCAAAUACAUUAUUAAACUGAUUACGAUGAAGGUUGAUCUACUCGAACCAAAGAUGAUUUCUGCCUCAAAUAUCAACUACUUGUCUACUACGAAACAUCACUUAUUGCAUCUAGAAUCUGUUAGGAUAAUUGGACAAGUUCAUACUGAACCGCAUUUCGAUGACUUGAAUCUCCGACUUGUGAGAAUUACUGUGUGCUUGUCUUACAAUUCUUAUGUACAAAAUAUUCAUGCUGUAUUUCCUUUCGCGGCAGUAUGUUUGUUCAACGACUUUUCACGUGUAUAUCGUUCUUGCACGUCAACUCUUACCCAUUUGAAAAUGGCACGACCAGGUACUACCAAGAAGGAAAUGAUAUCUGUCUCAAAAUCCCUAUCACAAUUUACGAAUUCAGAUUCCAUUGCUGGCUCAACAUGUUGGUUACAUAAUGUCCUCGAUAAAUUCCAUGAUUACAUCAGAUUUAAGAACAGCAAGAUAAGAAUCAAUGACGACAUUCUGGAAUUGAAAGUAGAUGGUAAAACUAGUAUUAAAGUUGGUGUUUUCGAAAUGACUCUCACUCAUUUGUACAUAUCUAUGACAUUAAAAAAAACACAGCUUGAUCACAUCAAUCAAAGAAGCAGAACAAAAUCUAAUACUAUAAUAGAUGAAGUGAAUGCAUCUGUUCAGCGUGCAAAUCUCAUUUUAUCAGAAUUUGUGAUAGGUCGUGAUGCAAAACAUAUCGUUAGCUUUCUAGUAAAGUCGAGUUCUCUGAAAUUUGAAAGGAAUCGCUGUUCUAACGGAUUGCUGAAAAAUCGAAUCAAUAUCCUAGUUGGUGAUAUUGAAGGUGAUAUGCCUAUUCACGCUCAGAAUCUUCAUGAAGUUGUACUCAGAAAUGUUUCGCAGUUAAAUGAACAAAUAACUCGAUUAGAAUACAGUACUCCCACGCCUGUGGGAGAAUACUCAGCUCAUUUACAACGGCGGCAGACUGUAGCUGUUGUGAAUUUUGAGCUUGUCGUAAGCAGCAUUGAAUUGUCUGCACAGCUGCUGCCGUCGCUGAAAGUGAAGUAUCGACUUGACCAAGCGGAAAGUAAUGGAAAUACUGGGUCAGCGUCAAGAUUUACGGGACGGAUCAGAAGCCAUGUUGUUCAUUUCAUUGUCAUUACACCUAUCAAUGAAAAGCGUAAUUCCUUGGAUUCGGAUACUUUUACGCUAGCACUUCCUCACAUCUCUGCUGAUGGUGCUUAUCGCAUGGUGGGAAAAAGUGAGAGCUUUGACAGAAUGGCUACAGAAGAUUUGCAGUUCCGAGAAGGAGGAUACAUUGAUUUGGUAUUGAACAUCGGCAAGCUAGAGCAUGUAUUUACAACGGAUUUACUUAAUCAGAUUUUAUUCGCCGAACAGUGCUUUCGAGCUGAGCUAACCUCAUUGAUCGAUAGAAUAAUUGGAGAUCGUACUGUACGCCCACCGGUCUCUUCCGAUCAGCAACUGCUACUCCAGGAUCCAUUCUUAUUUACCAUCACAGCAUGUUUGCGUGCAGAAACAGCUCCCUGGCUUCAGCUUACUGCUACCACACCAACCUCAAUUGCUGUUCGAUUAACUUUCGACAAUAUCACAGCUACUAUAACCAAUCGUUGGACUAAAAAAGGAUCGGAAUCGAAAAUAAAAAAACUCUAUGGUAAAGCAGUUAUUGGCGUAAGUGCAAAACUUGGUCUUUUGGUUAAAACUGCCAUGUUCGAAGAGAUCGAAACUGAACUGCAAGAAUUUGCUACAUUUAUGACGCAAAUAACUGUGCAAAAUAAAAAUAGCAGCGUAUCUUCUGCAUAUAGCUAUGUUGUUACUGUGAAUCGUCCUAUUCUUCUAAUUAAAUCGUCAGCGAUUGAUAAAGCUAUUUUAUUGUGGCUUAAUUAUAAGAAUACUUACGAUUUUUGGCAUGAAGAACGAAAAAAAAUGCUGACAUCUGAACGAUUGUUAUCACUUGCUUCUUCACAUGUUUCAUCACCUUUGAGUGUGGAAACAGAGAUGAAUGUAAAUUUAUCAUUAAAAGUUACCAACGGUAUAUACGUGUGUAUGCCGUUAUAUAGUGCAGAUUUGAGCGAAAAUCUUUCUGCCUUGCUCAUUUCGUUACAAAGUACGGACAUUACUGUUUGUGUGAAAAAAGAGUUGGCAUGCCAAGCAACAUUUCACAAAUUCAAAGUUAAAUUUAUCGACAAUUUCGAUGAUCAGGCUUUAAAUGAUAAUUGGAUAGAAGAUGAGGCUGUAGAUCCAUCACUUUCAAAUUAUUUCUAUUUUCCGCAAGGCAAUUACCAACUUGUUUCUCGUGCAACAACUACUUCUGACUCAACUGAAAAAGCAAAUUGGACAUUAUCAGUGAAGUGGCAAAUGUGUGGAAUGGUCAUCGACUUUGACCAUCGUAUUGGCAAGCUCGUUUGUCUGUUAAUUAGUACUUUUUCGUCUUUCACAUCUGAUAUCAAUGAAGAAGAUUGGGAAGAAUCUGUAAAUGAAUCUUCAAUUGUAUGUGAAGAUAGAGAUGAACAAGAUGCGGAUAUUGAUGCUACUGGUGAAUUAAGAAGUCUUUCACAGUCAGAAGAACGAAUCCAAUGGUUAGAGCGAAAGAUGCAUGAGCAGUCAGUCUUGGUAAAUGAUCUAGUGCAGUGUGGGGCUUCAGAACCAGCCAUUGAGAAAGAAAGACGAACUCUCCGCAAACUAGAAUCAGCUAGAUUUAAACAGUUUCGAAAGUCUAUGCUUGAAAAACUAAAACGAAAUGCUAUUCGUCAGCGGAAAAAGCUGAUGGAACCGAGGAAGGUUAUUUCAAUCUUUCUCUUUAAAAGUUUCUCAAAUUCCAUGUCUGAUGAGCUUCAUGAGACGAAAUUAGAAACCCAGCUAGACGCUCCAUCAAAAAUUUCUUGCGUUACCUCGCGAAAGAAUUUAUCAUUCGGUUUACAAUUCAGUGGGUUUAGAUGCAUGAGUAGUCAGUCUGGGUUAUCUCAAAUCCCAGAUAAGGGGCAGUCGAAUAAACUUACAGCGGAAGGUAAUUUAAUGACGGAUACAGUCAAUAUGAACAUCGAUGUACAGGUGAGCAUUGAAUCAGGUUUAUGUACUUUACGAGCUUUGAGUAAGCAAGAAGAAACAGAUUUGAUAGCUAAACGACCAUCUGCAAGAGACUUAAAGUUAAAAAUGGCGCAAACAAAUGAAACUUUUGUUGUUUCAAAACUUGCUAUUCCGAGUGUGGAUGUGAGAGCAUAUUACACGUCCGUUGAUAUAACUCAAAUUCCUAAACAGCUCCCUCGUCAUGUUCAAGCGAUGUUCUCACAUAAGUGUGGGCGACCCAACUUAUGGCGUCGACCAGCUUUUUAUCUUACAGCAGAAUUAGCAAGCAUGCCACAGGAAUCAUUAAUCACUCCUCACCUUGCUGAUUUUUUAGAGCAGAUGCUUGAAACUGUUCCUGAAAAUAAUGUCAGCUCAUCAAUAAAUAUUUCGAAGAUGAACAUGGAUGAAAGGUAUGAUUCUGAUGUGCCCAUUGUAGAAAUAGAUACUUCUGCAAUUCCUUUGGAUGUUUUAGUUCAUUUGACUGUACAGUCUUCUACAAUUAGAUUUGAAGGUCAACAACAGCGUACUGCGGCAGCAGAUUGUUUGCUGAAACUUCCGUCACUUACACUGAUGGCUUCGACUCGACCUGUAUGUGAAAAUGCUGAAAACGGUAAUGAGGAUAUUACUGGAGGUGGAAUACAUGUUGCUGCAACGUUAAGUGCUUUUUCGCUGAAUGUUUAUAGUCCCCAUCAGCGUUCCACAGCUCAGGAUGCUCUUUUGUUGACACUAGAUCAUUUGUCAGUAUUAGUUUCACGAAGUAAAAACAAUCGUUUUGAAUCAGAUAAUAAAGUUCAGUUCGUAUUGACUGCAAACGUUGGUUCGGCUAAUUUUAUUUACGAUAUGCGUCGACUUGCUGAGCUGAUUUCAUUUCCAAAACCUUGGUACAGGCGCACUAUUGUGCAUAGAUUGUUUUUUGGUGGUCAUUCUGUUAAAACUCCUACACCCAAUGCUAAUUCCUUGAUCGUAAUGAAUCAAGCAUCAUCUAAAUCAGUUUCUCACCAAAUUCCAUCUUCACAAGGGAAUUUGAAAAAAAAAGAAUGGAGUGCAGCUGUAAUAUGUGGUGUCGAAUGGAAAGAGCUGAACAUUAGUGCACAAAUGGCUAAUACAAUGGGAAAUACUAAACUAAUCGUACAGCAAGGAGAUUUGCGAGGUUAUUGUCAGCUCAAUUCUAAACAUGACCGGGCAGUUUCCAUUAAUUUUGGUUUAAAAUCAGCUGCUCUAUCAGCUAAUGGAGGUGCCAUAUCAGGGGAAAUCGUUAUCACCAUUCUGCAAAUUUCAUGUACGAAUCAGAGUGCCGCUCUGAAGCCUCCUCGAAACUUUGCAAAACUUAAUCUGGAGGAAAUACAAAGUCGAAUCGAAUGGAUGAGCCGACCGAUAUUUAUUGCUAAAUGUGACAAGCCAUCUGUGACAUUUCUAGAUGAAUGGUUAUCUGUGUUUGAUGAUGUAGGCGAGGUUUUAAAGGCAUCAGUAGCUGUCAAUAUAACCUGUUCUUGGUCCGAUUUACAGUUGAUAAUAACAAAAGUAACUGUUGAUGAUCUGAUGAAAAUUGCUCAGAAAUUGAAGUCGUUUUUUCAGGAGCAGUUGAUAAACAGUAGAAUGGUGUGGGGUAUCAGAAGCUCUGUGACUGAAGACCAGUCUUUGAAUAAUGGUGACAGAUGUAUAAAUUUCACAAAAUAUCAUCACUGGCAGUCGGUGCUUGACAUGCUGACUGAUAUCCAAGCUCGCCAGAAACUUUUACCGAUGCCAAAAGGCAGUGAUGGAGUAACCGUUGUAGGAGGUGUAUUAGAACUGUCUGGACAAAGUUUGUCCUUAGCUUGUAUGCAUGGUGAAAUGAAUGCUUCAAGCUGGGCAUUAUUCCACAUGCGUCAGCCAACAAUUAUAUUUGAACCGGAAGCUCGAUAUAUUUUUAUCAGUGAUGAUCGAGAAGUGGGUGUGUUGAUUGCUCAACGACUGAAUAUUAGGCUCGGUGAUAUGGCUUAUCAACGUGGUGAUACAGAAUGUAUGGCUGUUGUAUGUCGAGUUCAGCAAAGCAGAGGAAGCAUGGUGCGACAGAUGAGUUCAAUACUUGCAUGUCUUCACCACUUCAUUGGAGAUGUUCUUGUUCGUUUGAAAUAUGUCUCCCCAAAUUCGGAUUAUCCAGUGGCACAUCAUUCAGUGCUGCAAUUAUUUCAGUUUCCUGCUCUAGACGCCGUUCUAUCAACAUUACAAAAACAAGCGGUCGAAGUGCACGAAGAGCUUAAAUCACCUGAAGUUCGCAGUUCUUUUAUUUGUGAGUUCCAUGAUUCAGUAAAUGUGCAGACUGACUUUAGCGCACAAGUCAGUUUUUUACCUGAACUGAUUAACACUUACAUGAAAAUAAAGACGGAAGAAGAAAAAGCCGUUGACGUAAAUCGUGAUUUCCGUCAUUUUGUUUGUGAACGAUGGAUGGUCGACCCAAAAAUUUGUUUUAUUGAUCGUUUCAAAUGGAAUCCUCCUGUAAUUGAUGAAAUCUUAAGGAAGCUUCAGAUAUUUGAUCACCGGACAACUAUACCAAAAGCGUUACAACGUGGGCUUCUUGACCCAUGCGAUGCUUUUUUAUCCCAUAUUGAGUUUCUUAUUCUGUUAAUAGCUAGCAAGUCUUCCAAGAAUAAGCCUCCUUAA
Molecule: messenger RNA, 8490 nt
Organism: Thelazia callipaeda (thelaziosis nematode)
Lineage: Eukaryota; Metazoa; Nematoda; Chromadorea; Rhabditida; Thelaziidae
Source: the annotation of a GenBank genome assembly